Messenger RNA from Cylicostephanus goldi, 707 nucleotides. The record is from the annotation of a GenBank genome assembly. NCBI's taxonomy places the organism in Eukaryota, Metazoa, Nematoda, Chromadorea, Rhabditida, Strongylidae.
AUGUCAACAAGUAAGCAUGCCAAUCCCUUGAAAUUUCUUCUGGAGCCAUCCCAGGAGGGCUAUCUCGUUUGUUCUUCUUGUGAGAAAGCCUCAUUUCCCAAGCUCGCUAAUCUUCGUGCCCAUUGGGUCCGCUGCGUUGAAGUUGGGGGAAAAUAUAGGAGAGAUUUGCGGCUGGGCAAAUCAGUCCUAAUGUCACCAGCUGCACUAGCUCCACGGAAGCGAAGGAGUGUAAACUCACCAGUUCGGUGUCCCGUAAAAGGGUGUUUAUCGGCUUGGCGUCCAAGCCACAUUUAUCCAAAUACGGUCGGUCAGAUUGCACACAUGCUAGCUAGACAUCUGACCGAUAAAGAUGCGUACGCUAUCGCCUUGGAGAUAGGUGACAAACAGCAACUUGGCGAAGUAUUCCCGUAUUUGUCUGUUUCACAGUCCUUUGCGAAAACUCUGAGCCACCCCAAAACCAUAUGUUUGCAAUGUUUCAAAUGUGACCAUGGCGUCCGUAGACCGAAUGAGCUGGUACAACAUGCGCAGCGCUAUCAUCCCUCAGAAGAACAUUAUUCAGGGGCUCCAAAAUGUCCGCUCGAAUGCGGAAGAAAAAUUAAAAGGCGACCAGACCUGUCCGACAAAGUGCUGAGGCUUAUUCAUAUGUUCAGAUAUCAUCUUGAUACAGAUAAAGCUGUAGAAUGGAUCCGCGAUUGGUCACGGUAAUU